AUGACCCGCGGACUGUCCGUGGUCUUUGGGCGGACCGUCCGCCACUAUAACUUUGCGGCUGAAAACUUCUCUGCAGAGCCUCUGGGUAGAGUCAUUCAUAACUCCUCAUCUGAAUGGCAACAAAUCAAGGAUGCAGUUGAGAAUGCUCGAUAUGUGUCAAUAGCUGCUGGUGAUGAACUCGAGGAGAUGAUUUGCACUGAGGUGCUUGAAGCCCUUGAAUUGAGCCAUUGUCUAUUCCUGAUGAAUUAUGUACAUGGCUCCCCUCUGUUUGAGAAUAAAGUGCCAUUUGACUCACGGGAAGCUGCCGAGAAAACUGCUGAAGCAUUAGGUAGGGUCUUAAUACUGGACCUAGUAUUGAGGAAUGAGGACAGACUGCGAUGUCGUGUCCUUGGUUGGCGUGGAAAUUAUGCAAACCUACUUGUCGCCAACAAGGAAGCUUAUGCAAACCUUGACUCACUAGAUGAUGUUUAUGAUUCUGCUAUCAUUCGAUACAAGCCAGAGAUCAUCAGAAGCCCUCAAAAACAGAAGCAGAGAAGAGCUGUUUCAAUUAGUGGCAGUAUCGGCUCAGAUGUCUCAGACCUCAUAUUGGAGGACUCUUUUGUUCCUACUGAACCUGAGUUUUUGAGCUUUAAUAUUGUAGCCAUUGAUUCAGGUGUACCUCGUCGGCCACCUGCUGGGAAACGGGCAAAAGAUCAAGAGAACUACCCCAAACUAGUGGAAUUAACACUCAACAACUUCGACUAUUCUUCCAAACUUUUAUUUGAGGUGUCCUUUGGAAAACUUCGUAUCCCAGGAUCUGAAGGAUUUGAUGUGUCAUCUGAUUAUAGUUAUAAUUGUCCUCUCUCAGAGAGUGAUAUAGUAGCAAUAGUGCAUUCAUUCCGAGGAGGUUUUCAGAGUGCCCUUAGGGACCUUCAGCGAUUCCACAUUUUCCUCAUCACACUCUAUCAGAAGUUGGAUGGUCUAUUGAAAAUUUUCUUCAAUCUUAUGUAUAAAGGCUCCAAUGAAUAUGACAAGGAGGAUUCUAGUACUUCUGAUUCACCUUUGUGUUUAGUGGAGGCACAAGCAGAUUCAAAUGAUACUGAUGUUCCAAGGAAUCUGCGUAAGCCUUCCCGUACCUUAUCCCGUGACAGUCUUGACCUAUCAUCUCCUUCCUGUCGAGAGAGCUUCAUGACCAAACAUUUCAAAGGAAAUGGUGAUGCAUCUCGUGGUCUUCGAUUGACAAUGAAGCUACGGGAUUUUAACAAGUAUGCCAAGGUAGACAAUGAAUUAAGUAAAGAGAUAGAACAAUGGAAUGACAUGAUGAGGACUGAAGUAGUAAAGUUGUGUCAAGACAACAGUUUUAACACAGGUUUUUUUGAAGGCACUGAUAAUAGCACUGCUGUUGAUGCUUACGAGUUGAAGGUUCGACUAGAGCACAUUCUUGAGAGAAUUUCUUUGAUUUCCGAUGCUGCAAGCACUGAGCGUCCAUCACAGGUCAUAGAUUACCUAUAUAUUGGUGGUGCUUUAACUGCUCGGUCAACACACACACUUAAGCACCUUGGCAUCACCCAUAUAUUGUGCUUGUGUGCAAAUGAAAUUGGACAAUCAGAAUCUCAGCGGCCAGGCCUUUUUGACUACAGGAAUUUCUCCAUAAAAGAUGAUGAUGAUGCAGACAUUGGUAAUGUCUUUCAAGAUGCUUCUGAUUUCAUUGAUUACGUGGAUCACCUGCGCGGCAAAGUACUUGUGCAUUGCUUUGAGGGGAAAAGUCGCAGUGCGACCGUUGUUCUUGCUUACCUAAUGCUGAGGAAAAAUUUUACUCUUCUGAAAGCAUGGACCAUGUUGAAGAAGGUGCAUCGACGUGCGCACCCCAAUGAUGGGUUUGCCAAGGUCUUGUUGGAUCUUGACAAGAAGCUGUAUGGGAAAAUAUCCAUGGAAGGGCAGCACAAGAGGCCUGCAAUGAAGAUGUGUCGCAUCUGUGGCAAGAAUGUUGGUCUCAGCAGCAGCUCACUGAAGCUCCACCUUCAGAAGGCACAUAAGAAGAUAUCCUCUGGGAGUGUGGACAGCGCCAUGAGUUUGGAGAUACAUAAAGCAUUAGAGGCGAUAAAGGCUGGUCGAGGUGGCAGCGACAGCCCAACGCAGAAAUCACAAUCACACAUAGAAGGAUUUUGAUGCUUGAUAUGAGGCUCCCUCAUGUAAUGAGGCUUACCACGUACAAGGUUUGCUAUGAAUAGCUACUUUCAGAAGAAAUUGUUCUGCGCCUAAAUUUAUGCAUGUGCAAGUUGCAGUUUUUUUUGUUGAGAAGAAACUGUUCUGGCCUAAAUUUUGGCAUGCGUAAGUAGCAUUUUUUUUUGUACAUCUUACUUUUCUAUAGUUCUUGUGCUUUAAGUAACAAGAGCCGUCCAUGGAAGGA
This is a messenger RNA of Panicum virgatum (switchgrass), 2389 nucleotides long. RefSeq names its product dual specificity protein phosphatase PHS1-like. Gene Ontology annotation, molecular function: protein tyrosine/serine/threonine phosphatase activity. NCBI's taxonomy places the organism in Eukaryota, Viridiplantae, Streptophyta, Magnoliopsida, Poales, Poaceae. Gene Ontology annotation, biological process: cortical microtubule organization; protein dephosphorylation; response to abscisic acid. Bases 1 to 2148 code for a protein of 715 amino acids. The transcript has 7 exons. The record is from RefSeq and is a predicted model, not a curated record.